AUGCACCCGUCGACCUCACCGUGGGGGACUCUCCCUCCUGAGAUGAAGCUGUCUGUCGCCGAUCUCCUUGAUCCGCGCGAUAUGAAAGCUCUUGCCAUGGUCGAUCGCGAGUCCUAUGACCUUUGUGUCCCUUCUAUCUUCAGGUCCGUCAAGAUCCAGAGUUACGAGGCACUGCAGACAUAUCUGUCUACAGUUCCCAGCUCGUAUUCCCACUACAUCCGUAGAUUACAUGUCUGCACAAAGCUUGAUCAAUCCGUCCCCCACGCGCCUGUCAUCGGUCGCCGGAUCGUGACAGACACGGUCAUAGACCUGUUGGCGCAUUGCUCCCAGCUAGAGCAACUGACGCUGUGUCUAGAGGGCUCCUUGUCAAAAAACAUUAUCCCACUCUUCGGAGAUUUGCGGUCGCUCACUAACCUGAGCAUCCACCAUUGCGGGGAUGAGAAUAGGACACUUCUGAGUGAGCGGUUCGUCGUCUCAGUCGCAGCCGCCGUUCCCAAUCUCCGUCAGCUGUCUCUCGACCGCAUCACCCGGUCGGCACUGCACGCACCCGAACUCAUCGGUGUAUACCCUUUCAUACCCCUUGUUGCCGGUGAUGAGGACAUCCCUGACCACGCGUUGCUUGGCUCAGAGCUUCGCCUCCCAUCCCUUCUCCGCCUUUCCGGUCUCAAAAAACUGCGCAUCCGGGACACUCAUCUCGGGGAUCCGCAAUGGGGGUCCACCCCUGUAUGUUGCUCAUUGGAAGUGUUGGACCUCGGUAGCUGCUACCACGAGUCCCUCGACUUCAACCGUAUUUGCACAGAGCGUAUCAUGGGCAACAUUGGGCACACUGUCGACGAGUUCGCUCUGAAUACAGCGCUCACCUCGCAGACGUUUGAAUUCGCCAAACACAACGAGCCGCCCCUCAAGCGGCUCCGCAAGGUCCAUCUUACCCCGCUCUUUCCUGUCGAAAACGUUGUCGAUACGUUGACAACACUCUCCGAUUCUCCCAUCGAGCAAGUCUUGGUGCAAUGCCAUGAAGACGACGUCGUCGAUAUGUGCUCCGCCUUGGAGGACUUCCUCAGCCUUCGCGUGCAGCUCGGGAAGAGGGGAUUCUACCAGCACCUCACCGAGAUCUCAGUGAAGACAGUCAGGGACAUCACCGAUGCGCUCACUGACCCUUUUGCCGAUGAUGCGGCCGAUGGCUCGUCGGGCAUCGUUGUCGGUGAACACACAGAUGCCGUCCGGCACUUGCGCGAGUUUUUGCACGACCUUCGUCUGACAGACGGGAAUGAUCUCUCGGAAGCGUUGCGUCAUUCCCUUGCCCCGGCAUCAGAUUGUUCUACGACCUCGGCAUUACCUCUGGCUGAGGGAAAGGUGUAG
This is a messenger RNA of Sparassis crispa, 1359 nucleotides long. RefSeq lists its product as hypothetical. The record is from RefSeq and is a predicted model, not a curated record. The transcript has 3 exons. The coding region runs from base 1 to 1359 and encodes 452 amino acids. NCBI's taxonomy places the organism in Eukaryota, Fungi, Basidiomycota, Agaricomycetes, Polyporales, Sparassidaceae.